Molecule: messenger RNA, 3795 nt
Organism: Phyllotreta striolata
Lineage: Eukaryota; Metazoa; Arthropoda; Insecta; Coleoptera; Chrysomelidae
Source: the annotation of a GenBank genome assembly
GCUGUUUGCGAUUAUACAGGAAAAAUGGUUUAAAUCGAUAAAACCUUCGCUUAAACUGAUGUUUUCGUGGAAAAAUUGAGUUUCCCACAUAUUAGCAGGUUUACCUAAUACGUAGAAAGCUGCUUUAAUGAAUUACUCUCGUAUUAUAACGUUAAAAACAAAUUAAAUAAAUUUUCCGUUCGUUUUGCAACAACAGUUUGUAUGUACCUACAUACAUACAUAUUAUGUAGUUUUACAAAAUACUUUUGAACUGUCCAAUAAUAAUAUGAACGACCGCUUGUUUACAUUUUGUAUUUGCGUUAAAAAGUCCAACCCAACAAUUUUUUUGCAAAAAUAAAUGGUUCCCGUAUAACUCUCAUUGAAGAGGGUUAUCACAGUACGAAUCCUUAUCACAAUUCCAUUCACGCGACUGAUGUAACUCAAGCAAUGCAUUGUUUUUUACAGGAGGAAAGGAUAAGGCGGUACGUUACCCCUUUAGAAAUUAUGGCGUCGUUGAUCGGUGCUGUCGCUCACGAUUUAGAUCAUCCCGGUGUAAAUCAACAUUUUCUCAUUUCCACUUCGAAUCACCUCGCUAUUUUGUACCAAAAUAAAUCUGUAUUGGAAAACCACCAUUGGAGGUCAGCGGUGGGAUGCCUGCUGGAAAGCGGCGUUGCAGAUCAAUUAAAACCUUACCGAAACGAGCUGGAGCAACAAAUUCGCGAUCUCAUUUUAGCCACUGAUAUUAAUCGACAGAACGAAUUUCUAACGAGGUUCAAAAAACACCUAGACGAAGGCACUUUGGAUUUGAGGCAGGCCGAACACCGGCAGUUCAUUAUGCAAAUAGCUUUGAAGUGCGCGGAUAUUUCGAAUCCCACCCGCCCUUGGGAUAUAUCCAGGAAAUGGAGCUUAAAAGUCUGCGACGAGUUUUUCAGACAGGGGGAGUUUGAGCGGAAACUUAAUCUUCCAGUUACUUCCAUAUGCGAUCAGCAAUCCACUUCUGUUGCCAAAAUUCAAGUCGGGUUUUUCAAAAACGUCGUGAAUCCGUUGUUCGCCGAAUGGCACAGGUUCAUGAAAAGCACUCUCUCGACGCACAUGAUGGGCAUUUUGGAGGAAAACAGGAGGAAAUGGGAAGCCCAAGAGAGGGCGGAAUUGGCCGAAGAAACGCAAACUGAAUUAUCCGAUGCAGAACCGGAGGUUAGCGACGAUGAAGAACAAGCAUCGACUAAAACCUCAGGAACCCAUAGCGUUCAAGAAUUCAUUUCACCUCCACCGAGGGAAAUAAGAAGACAAUCACUAGCUGUUCCCACUCUAGAGUCAUUAGGAGUAAGGAGACACUCCGUGCCCGUUAACAUGGAGCAAUCACUGCCAAGAACGAUUUACAGAAGAGAGAGCCUACCGACGGGUCGGGGCGUCCCGACGGGACGAUCGCCCGUUAGCCCACAGACUGAAUCAAGAGCUUCCAGCGGCCUUAGAGAGGAAGACGAACUAUUACGGUACGGCUCCCAAUCAGACGUUUCAUCAUGCAGCCCACUUCAUUCAUCAGAUGAUCAACCAGAGAGGCCUUUAAGCGCUGAAAAUUUAUUACCCGAGCCCAGCAUAGCUUCGAUGACGAGCAGCACGGCCGUGGGCAGGCUCACUUCUGUUUUGCACAGUAACAACGCCGUUCCGAGCAAAUGUCUCACGCGACAGCAGACGUUCCCACCGCCACAGCCCUACAUGAGAAUGAGGUACAUGUCCGCGACUGCGGAAAUGAGCACCUGUCCGGAAACCUCUCACGAAGGAGACAGUCGAUCGAACUCGUCGCACGGUUCGCACGAAAACAUAUCACAUUCGAUUAACAAUACGCCUCAAUACAUGAUUCCUGCCAUCGCGGUAUUGAGCCCGAACAACAGCCGGCCGCCGAACCUUCUUCUGCCCGAAGCGACGCUGCCGGCACCGGCGCAAAAGGCCACGCACGCCAACAACAAACGGGAAACGGAGGGUGUUGAGAAGGAGAAAACCGCCUGCAAGAUGGUAAAGCUGUCCGAACCGACGGGCCAGCGAUAUGAAAAGGAAAACGUGGAUCCUAGACGAUUAGCGGCAACGAGUUUAACAAGACGAAGAGGUUCAGCGCCAGUCUCGCUACCAUUAUCAAAACCCGAUGAAAAAUUACCUCCUGCUGGCGGGGGGUUGUUAUCCGAUACACAAUCCUUGCGAAGAGGAUCAGUGCCAAUUGAAAUUGCUCAUUACCAUUUCGUCGCUGACGAAACUCUCGAACAACCGUUGAUAACCCCCGUGGAGCAACCGAAGUCGUCGUUCGCGCAGUACCCGCGCAGGGGUUCCGCUCCCACGGACCUGCCGCCGAUGUUCGGCGGCGGCGGCGGCGAGCGUCGGGAACAGCUCACGAGACACACGAGUCUGAACGGGAAGGCGGGUCGCAGGAAAAAGCAGCUGAGACGCAGGAGUUCCGGCGGACCCGAAACGGUCCUCCUGCCCGAUUCGCAUUCCGAGAUGCUGUCUCGCUUUCUGCUACAACGGAGACCUGAAAAUCCCGACGCGCUGCUGGUUCGGCGAAGAGGAUCACUGCCUAUUGAAGUCCUGACUGUUGGGCAUUCUGCGGCCAAAUAUUUUCGUUCUAAAAUGAAAGUAACGUUUUGCACGGAUUUGGACAAAAGCGUGGUGGUGGCGAAUUGCGAGAAGCGCGGUUGGGUGCAGGUGAAUCCGGAUGACGAAUGGAACAUAUAUUGGGCGGGCACGUUGACCUGCAGGAGCCUGUUCAGCGUCGAUAGCGGGUACAGAAUGAACGAUAAUCAGAUAAUCAAUCACUUUCCGAAUCACUACGAAAUAUCGAGGAAGGAUUUGCUCGUUAAGAACAUCAAACGUUACAGAAGGGAUUUGGAGAAGGAGGGCAACAGUUUGGCGGAGAGAGGCGAUUCGAAGUAUCUGCAUUUGGACUUUAUACCGGUGACUUUUGUGCUACCUGCCGAUUAUAACAUGUUCGUGGAAGAAUACAGGAAAGCUCCGCAGAGCACGUGGAUCAUGAAACCUUGCGGAAGAUCGCAAGGAUCGGGCAUAUUCCUAAUCAACAAGCUAUCGAAGUUGAAACGUUGGUCCAGAGAAGCCAAAACUCCUUUCCAACAACAACUCACCAAAGAGAGCUACGUCAUAUCCAAAUACAUCGACAAUCCUCUGUUAAUCGGCGGUAAGAAAUUCGACUUGCGGCUCUACGUCUUGGUCACUUCCUUCAGACCGCUGAAGGCCUACCAAUUCCGGCUCGGUUUCUGCCGAUUUUGUACCGUAAAAUACGAUUCGAGCGUCGCCGAAUUGGACAACAUGUACGUGCAUUUGACCAACGUUUCCGUACAACGACACGGAGGCGAAUACAACGCCCUGCACGGCGGAAAAUUGAGCGUGCAAAACCUCCGAUUGCACCUGGAAAGCACGCGAGGCAAGCAAGUCACCGAGAAGCUCUUCGACCAAAUCAGCUGGUUGAUAAUACACUCGCUCAAAGCCAUCGCUCCCGUGAUCGCCACCGACAGGCAUUGCUUCGAAUGCUACGGUUACGACAUCAUCAUCGACAACAAACUGAAACCGUGGCUCAUCGAAGUCAACGCCUCGCCCUCGUUGACCUCCACCACGGUCAACGACAGGAUACUGAAGCACAAGCUGAUCGAUAACAUCUUCAACAUCGUCAUACCGCCAACCGGAAUGCCCGAUGUUAGGUGGAAUAAGAUCCCCUCGCCCAGAAGUCUCGGCGAUUUUGAAUUGCUCGUCGACGAAGAUCUCGUUAAUAUUAGUGAAAAUGGCGAUACGACCAAUAAAGGAAAAUACAAAUAA